This is a messenger RNA of Papaver somniferum (opium poppy), 774 nucleotides long. RefSeq names its product probable protein phosphatase 2C 55. The record is from RefSeq and is a predicted model, not a curated record. Lineage: Eukaryota; Viridiplantae; Streptophyta; Magnoliopsida; Ranunculales; Papaveraceae. The coding region runs from base 1 to 774 and encodes 257 amino acids. The transcript has a single exon.
AUGGAGUUGAAUUCAGGAUCACAUUACAUACCCAAAAGCAACUCAAAAAACCCUCAAGGGGAAGAUGCUCAUUUUAUAUCUGACAACACGAUUGGUGUAGCGGACGGCGUUGGUGGUUGGGCCAGCCAAGGGAUCGAUUCAGGGAAAUAUUCUCGCCAACUUAUGUCGAACUCAUUGAUCUCAAUUAUGGAACAGGUUCAUUUUAAUGCUGAUCCAAUGCGAGUUUUGAAAGAUGCAUUCAUAAAUACAAACGCGCAAGGAUCAUCAACCGCUUGCAUUCUUACACUCACCAAUGACAAGGUGCGUGCUGUCAAUGUUGGUGAUAGUGGUUUUAUUGUUCUCAGAAGAGGACCUAGUGUUUAUCAUUCACCAACACAACUACAUGGUUUCAACUAUCCGUAUCAACUUGGUUGUGGUAUAUAUUCUGAUAGACCCAGUUCAGUCGAUAUACUGGAAUUCAAAGAAGCUAUGUCCGGAGAUGUGAUUGUAAUGGGAACAGAUGGUUUAUUUGAUAACUUAUACACAAGUGAGAUCGAGAAAAUAAUUCUGGAUGCAGAAGAGGAAGCAACAUCUAAAGGAAGAAAGAUAGAUCCAAAGAAAGUUGCUCAGACAUUAGCAGAGUUUGCCUUGAAGAAGUCUCUAGACCCCGACAAUCCAACUCCAUUCGCAGAAGCGCAAAAAGAAAAUUACAAUUUGAGUAAAGGUACAGGAGGCAAGGUUGAUGAUAUCACCGUCAUUGUUUCAUAUGUUAGUGAGACAUUGCUAAAAGUAUAA